GAAUUUCUGUUCUCCACUCUGAGUCAAACUAGUGCGAAUACUUUGGCACAUUCUUUAUGUCAUUUACACUCACCGCUAUCAAUUAAUUGUAAUGGUACAAGUCGUUUUACACAAGAUAUGUUGCUGCCAAUAAUUACUACUUCACUUAUCGGUACUCCAAAGACCUGGGAAUAAGAAAUGUCCGCCUUCGCCUCUGUCAUGAAUGUUUUCGUGUUUUCGGUAUAUUACACUUUAAGUGUCGAAAGGCUAGAAUAAAUUACGAUAUGAUAUAAAUUUUAUUACAAUUUGUUAUGCAACUUAUUACAAUGUCAGAGAAACAAUCACUUCGAAAAUCCGAAUUCCCAACCUGCGCUCGUGAAGCACUUCACAAAGUUGAGCAGUUAUGUGUCCCUCAGGCCAGUGGAAGGCCUCCAAGCGCAAAAGAGAUGGAUCUUGCUAUGGAGAUCAUGGCUGAGUUCAUUUUCUGUGAAGUGGACCGACGGGGUAACAGCAAAAAGCUGACUUGUAUUCAGCAACUCCAGUUAGCACAACUGCUUUGUGAUUACUUUGCUGGAGUGCAGUUUGGUGGUUCUGGUCCAUCUGGGGCUAUUGCUGGACCUAAUGGAGAUACAGCCCGAAACACAAUUUUUUUAUCACUUUUUCCUCCAACUACCAGCAAAGGAAGAGCCCAGGCUUUGGUUCAAUUAGUUUCUAUGGCAAUUUCCACCAAAAACAAACCUGUUCUUGACUCAACAGGAAUUUGGAUGCAACAGCUUGGAUGUACCUCAAAGUUGGUUCUCCAAUUGGCUGAGGGUUUAGUCAAGGACUACUUUGUCCUGGUACCAAAGGCUGUAACCCGCCUUCAAGACUUACCAGCACUUGCACCACAUUUCACUGCAAACUUCCUCACAACAGUUGCCGAAAUGUAUGCAAGCAGUGAACAAAAGGAUGGUUUCAGUCCACCUCCAGCUGCUCUCCUGGAAGUUGUAACACAGUGGGUUUCAGAUAAUCCCCGCUUAUGUUUGGCAGCAUUAAUAGUCAAUCUACAACCUCUGCUUCCUUUAGGAAGUAUACCUAUGGCUGCCUUAACGCCAUUUGCUGGUCUUUUUAAGUGGUGUGUUUUAUACCCUCUUCUGACCUUAUCAGUCCCUUGUAAAAAGUCGCGUGAUGUAUCAAAUGGAUCGUCCAAUGGAAUUGCAAGUACAAAACUUAGUUUUAAAACUGAAGGAAUGGAUAAUCGAAAUGGAGAUGAUUCAGGGAAAGAAUCUCCUUUGUACUCCCAACUACAUUUGGCUCUGUUAGAAAGCCUUGUUGAAAAUGUUUAUCCUACUGUGAAUCGUGUAAAUAGUGUCAAGGAUGUUGUAUCAGUUCAACAUAUUGCUGGUAUUGUGGAACCCAUUCAAACUUGGUACAGCAAUCAACUGAAAAUUUCAGAAAGAGCUCCUCCAGAACUUAACCAUGAAGGACAUCAAGCAUUGGAACUAGCUCUGGACAGAUUUGGACAAGCUGUCCAAGUUGCACUGGCAGCAAAUUGUGCCUAUGGGAAUAAACAAUACCUACUUACACAGUUAGAGACGUUAAAACACCUCCCAGGAAGUCGUUUACUUAGAAUAGUUUUGAAGACCCAUCAGACUCCCUCAUUAUUUUAGACUAAAUUUUUAACAAUUGAUAAUUUAAUAAAAUUGUUUUCAUAAUCAUAAUCAAAUUUGGUGUGUUUGACAUGCAUAACGAUGAGUCUAAUUACAAGUUAAAAUUCAAAGUUUGUGUAAAAUUGUUUACAUCUAGUCAGGUGUAGUAAAAAAAUAGACAAAGUCUACCAUUCUUCUUAACACACUCGAGUCAUUUGAGGUUUUCCCUUGUAUUAUGUAUGUUGUACACAUGUAAAUAUCAAUGUCCAUAGACUGUUACUAUUUUUCCUUUUUUUAUUAAAUAAGAAGUAUUUUACCUUCUUAAUGAAAUGAA
This is a messenger RNA of Frankliniella occidentalis (western flower thrips), 1941 nucleotides long. Its product is annotated as integrator complex subunit 15. The transcript has 8 exons. Bases 291 to 1628 code for a protein of 445 amino acids. The record is from RefSeq and is a predicted model, not a curated record. Lineage: Eukaryota; Metazoa; Arthropoda; Insecta; Thysanoptera; Thripidae.